GUCCGUAAGGAGAGGCAGGCGAGCAGGCAGGCAGGAGCCAACAGGAAAGCCGUCUGUUCUCAGGCUAACUCGUUAAUCAAGCUUGCGCCAGCUGGCUUCUGAUUGGUCCAGCCGGGAGAUGCGAAAUGCGCGCAGCAGGCUGUGUGGAGAUGACAACCUGGGAGCCAGUGCUGAACCGUGUGGUGGAGACUGGAGGGGGAACGUCUGUUUGGUUGUCACUGAAAUUGCCCACCGAUCUUAAAGUGGAAAUCCAUUAUUCUGGAGGAAUAAUGAACUGCAGGAGUGCAUGCUGUAACCACUGGUCAUCUGAGGAGAGGUUGGAUGGGAAAACAGUGAUCAUCACCGGAGCCAACACCGGUAUCGGCAAAGAAACAGCCAGGGAUCUGGCAAGAAGAGGCGCCCGCAUCGUUAUGGCGUGCAGAGACAUGGAGAGGGCCGAGGAGGCGCGGACCGACAUCUUGGAGGACACAGGCAAUGAGAACAUCGUCAUCAGGAAGCUGGAUCUGUCCGACACAAAGUCCAUCAGGGCUUUUGCUCAAAUUAUUAACAAAGAAGAAAAGCAAGUGAAUAUCUUAAUAAACAACGCAGGCAUCAUGAUGUGUCCUUAUUCCAAGACUGUGGAUGGCUUUGAAAUGCAGUUUGGAGUUAAUCAUUUGGGUCAUGUCCUCUUAACCUACCUGCUGCUUGACCUCAUCAAAUGUUCUGCUCCGGCCCGCAUUGUAGUCGUGGCAUCGGUGGCCCACACUUGGACUGGCCUUCGACUUGAUGACAUCAACAGUGAAACGAGUUAUGAUGCUAUGAAAGCUUACGGACAAAGCAAACUGGCUAACGUCCUGUUUGCACGCUCUCUUGCCAAACGGUUACAAGGAACUGGUGUCAAUGUCUUUUCUCUGCACCCGGGGGUGGUCCAGUCUGAUCUGUGGCGACACCAGCACCAGUGCAUACAAGCAGCAGUGAAGAUCUUCCGGAUUUUUACCAAGACAACAGUGGAGGGAGCACAGACCACCAUCUUUUGUGCUGUGGAACAAGGCCUGGAGAGCCAGAGUGGAAACUAUUUCAGUGACUGUGCGCCCGCACGCUGCUCAAGGGCUGCUGCUAAUGAUGACUUGGCCCAGACGUUGUGGGAGGUGAGCUGCGACAUGCUUGGCAUCACCUGGCAGUGAAGAGCAGCGGUUUAACUAUGUGUUAUACAUAUCACAUGUCGAAAGCACUGUUAUGCACUUUUAUGAAUCCUUGACUCGUUUGAAAAUUUUGGCUGUUCUGAGUGACGUUGAGUGUGAAGUAACGAGGACUGCUCUAAGUUUUUCUUUCAUUUUCUGUCAACAAAAAGAAAUCACAUGUUGUAUUUAAUCAGCAUUUAUGGAAUUAUAUCUGAUGUAAAACCUUUUUAAAGCAUUCCAGAUACAUAGAUUUUCUAAGUAUUUAUUUGUUGUGUAUCUUGUACUAAAACGGUGCUUCGUCAUGAGAAUAAGUUAACCAGUAUGUUAUGCUUUAAUUUAGUUGAAUAAGACCUGAGCUGCUAAAGUCAUUACAUGCUAUUGCUGUUUCAUUUUACAAGUCUUUAUUACUAAGAUGGAAUGUAGCAUUUGUUUAGCUAUAUUGCAACAAAGUUUGAACAAACUCAAAAAUGCUGUUAUAAGGCUAUUUACUCUGUAUUUUUAUUAUUUACAUCGUUUACAUGUAAGUUGACUUCAAAGAAGAUUCUGUGAACUGUUACUUAAAGGUGUUACUGAUGCUAAUUCCUCAAUAGUUACGUACACAAAUAGUCUAAUUUUUAAAGAGUCAGCGAGGAUAGAUUCCCCUGCGGAUGGAACGCGCUGAAAAUCUUCCUUUGUUAGAAUCCUUGUUCCCUUUGUAAGGCUCUCUGUACAUCUAUCGAUCAGUAAAAAUCCAAUCCAUGUAAACAGUUUUAUAUUGAACUGUACUUUGCAUCUGGUUUAUUCAGACAUUCUGCAGUUUUUUUAAUAAUUCUUUUCUCUCAAAAGAAGGCAAAGCAACAUCAGCGAAAUUCAUGACGGAGAUAAUGGGUUGCAAAAGAAUAAGCUUAUAAAGUGUCAGCCUGCUGAAAUUUGACAGUAAUGUGAAACAUGCUAUGUAACAGGAUGACAUCUUGUAAAAGUUUUUUUGACCAACAUUUAUUUAUUUAUUUAGUUUGAACAGACAAAAAGUAAACUCUACAACAUUUUGUAGCGUUGCGCUCGUUUGUCAGAAAUUUAUGUAUAUAUAUAUAUAUAUUUUUUUUCCCCCUUAAACUCGUUGCUCCAGAUGAAGUUACAUGAAUGAAUUUAACACAAUUGGAUAAUAGCGAGGAGUUAGAGGCUCUUACUCUUUGAAGUUAGCCAUCUCAUCCAAAAUAGAUGGCACAAUUUGUGACCUCAUGAUUUUUUUUUUUUCUUGAUUGUAACAUUUAUAAAGUUAAUACUGUAAUCAUGCUGCUGACUCAUGUUGGCUUUAUGAAACCAGAGAACGACUAAAGUGAACAUACCAGAACAAGAAAUCUCUAAUCUUAAUCUAAAUCACAUGAGGGGGUAAAUAUUAGAAAGAAUGUUGUAUGAGUAACAAGAGGUAGUAAGAGUAUUGAACACAUAUCCACUCUGCAAGAAUGCUGAUAUGCAAAUAGGCGGGGGUGACAAACCAGGAUAAAAUACAAAACAAAUAUUACUAUUAAGAAGGUAUUUGACAAAUAAUUUAAGAGCUGUGUUGUCUGACUAUAGUAAUGUAAAAGUCUUAGAAUGUGGCCUCAAAGAUUUUUUUUUUUUUUGCAUUUUCAGCCACUUGUUGGUAGCUUCUUCAAUGGUUUUAAGAGUAGUAUCUUGUUAAAGACUAAUCUCACUUAAGACUGAAGCACACGAUUGUGCAAAAAAAUAAAAAGCAUUUGCAGGUGAAUUUUCUGUCUGACCACCAGACAAACUAAAUUGUUCUAAUUAAAUUUAUUUUCAAAGAUAAAUUGAAGGAAAAUAUACCGUCUGCAGACCUUGAGACGUUAGAUUUAAUUAGUUGAUAGUUGAUAGUC
This is a messenger RNA of Xiphophorus maculatus (southern platyfish), 3013 nucleotides long. Its product is annotated as retinol dehydrogenase 12-like. Lineage: Eukaryota; Metazoa; Chordata; Actinopteri; Cyprinodontiformes; Poeciliidae. The coding region runs from base 126 to 1163 and encodes 345 amino acids. The record is from RefSeq and is a predicted model, not a curated record. The transcript is spliced from 7 exons.